Messenger RNA from Mycena indigotica, 921 nucleotides. RefSeq lists its product as uncharacterized. The record is from RefSeq and is a predicted model, not a curated record. The transcript is spliced from 7 exons. The coding region runs from base 1 to 921 and encodes 306 amino acids. NCBI's taxonomy places the organism in Eukaryota, Fungi, Basidiomycota, Agaricomycetes, Agaricales, Mycenaceae.
AUGAACUCCCCCGACUACAUCUCUUUGCAGUGGACGACUGUUCAGUAUAAUGUGUUUGAACUCGUUGGGCAAACUGCUGCCUUCGGAGGCUAUACCGUCCUGAUAUUCCUCUCAAGCAGGAUGUUUAUCAAACGCGGCAUCAAGACGAGGCUCAACCGUACUCUUUUGGCUGGCAGUCUGUUCAUGUACCUCCUCUCUACGGCGUACUUUGCCUACACUGUUGUCAAUGUUGCCGACCGGAUGAACAUAUUCCUUGAUGUUGCUUUGAAUAAAAGCAUUGGGCUACGAGGCUCAUUCCACGAUAACAUCACAAAGUGGUCUCCCCUCUUCAAUGCCGUCGUUCUUGUCAACUACGUGUUCAGCGAUGCUGUUGUUAUCUGGCGAUCGUGGAUUAUCACCCCUGUCCAACACCGAAGGUGGAUUGCGAUUCCCGUAACACUGGUCUUCCUAGCUUCAGUCAGCGUCAUCAGUACUAUCGUCUUCAGAGCCAUCGCGUUUGUUCAAUAUCCUUUGGUGCCAGUCCCUAAGGAUACUUUCAUCGACCGUGGGAUCAACGUUCUUCAAUUGCUGAGCAUAGGACUGUCCUUGCUCUCCAACAUCUCUGCCACAUUCGUCGUCGGAAUUGUUGCUAUCCAGCACCGCCAAACGAUCAGCGCUGCAUUUAUUACCGCCAAACACACGCGGCUUACGAGAGGCGAGCGUAUUCUGCGCCUGCUCGUUGAAUCCGGGCUGCUCUACUGCAUAUCCGGGCUCGUCCUCGCCGUUUUUUGCUUCAUCCGCCUUCCGCACGGCACGCUCGGUGACAUCUACACGCCUGUGACAGUCCACAUCUCUGGCGCAUAUCCGUUAAUCGUUUUCCUCCUGAUCAAGGAAGAAAUGUCACUCGACAAGACAGAGUUUACGCUUGUCUUGCCCACUUAG